UUUCCCAAAAUGGGUCCCCAGGAAAACACCUUCAAAGCACUUCUUCCUUCUAGUUUUCACACUAAAAUUUAAAUUCCCCUCUCUCUCCACUCCACUUUGCCUCUAUAAAUUCUCUUACAUUCCAUUUCAUAUUCCAUUGAGGAACCCCCCCAAGAACCAAAAAAUGGGCUCCCAAGUUCUAUUAUCCUUCCUCUUCUUCCUCUUCUUCUUCUUCUUCUCAAUUUUGAUGGGGGUUUCAAAUUCUUCCUUGGUUCCUGCAAUCUAUGUGUUUGGAGACUCAUUAGUGGAUGUUGGAAAUAACAACCACUUGAAGCUUUCAUUAGCCAAAGCCAAUUUUCCCCACAAUGGUCUUGACUUUCCCACCAAAAAGCCUACCGGAAGGUUCUCUAAUGGCAAGAAUGCUGCCGAUUUUGUUGCUGAAAGAGUGGGGUUGGCGACCUCACCACCAUAUUUGUCUCUGAUAUCAAAGUUUAGAAAGACCGUCAACACAACACCAUUUAAAACAGGCGUCAGCUUUGCUUCUGGAGGAGCUGGAAUUUUUAACGAAACAAAUAAUCUUUUUAAACAAUCGGUGGCAAUGGACCAACAAAUAGAGUUAUAUUCGAGGGUUUAUAAACAUCUAGUAGGAGAGCUGGGGUCGUCGGGAGCGGCAGCGCACCUAUCAAAAUCUCUUUUUACGGUUGUGAUUGGAAGUAAUGACAUUUUCGGCUAUCAUGAGUCGUCCGAUCUCCGUCAAAAAUAUUCACCACAGCAAUACCUUGACCUCAUGGCCUCCACUCUUCACUCUCAGCUUAAGAGAUUACAUGGAUAUGGAGCAAGAAAAUAUGUGGUGGGUGGAAUUGGAUUAGUGGGAUGUGCACCAUCGCAAAGGAAGAGAAGCAAAACAGGAGAAUGUGAUGAAGAAGUCAAUAAUUGGGCAGCAAUUUACAACACUGCUCUAAAAUCAAAGUUGGAGACACUAAAAAUGGAGCUCAAUGACAUUUCAUUCUCCUUCUUUGAUGUAUAUCAAGUCAUGUCCAACUUUGUUCAUUCACCAUCUUCUUAUGGAUUCACAGAGAUAAAAAGUGCAUGUUGUGGGCUUGGGAAUUUGAAUGCAGAUGUUCCUUGUUUACCAAUAGCGAAAUUUUGCUCAAAUAGAAACAAUCAUCUCUUUUGGGAUCUUUAUCAUCCUACCCAAGAAGCUCAUCGCAUGUUUGCUAAUUACAUAUUUGAUGGUCCAUUUACAUACCCACUCAAUCUCAACCAACUCAUUGCUCUUUGAACACAAAUGCCCUCUCACACGUACAAUCGAUUUUGGUCGGUCGGUUCAGCUUUUCAAUCUCUUUUUAAUCACUCCAAUAGAGAAAGAAAAUUAAGAGAGUGUGAUCUUGAGACAAUUAUACAUGUCUUAUCUUAUUUCUUAUGUAUUGUUUUGUUACGAAGGACAAUAGAAAGUCGUGGUUGUAUAAUUUAUUGUUAGUUUUUUAAAUAAAACAAAGGGAGAGAAUUUGAACUUU
This is a messenger RNA of Cucumis melo (muskmelon), 1496 nucleotides long. Its product is annotated as GDSL esterase/lipase At5g55050. NCBI's taxonomy places the organism in Eukaryota, Viridiplantae, Streptophyta, Magnoliopsida, Cucurbitales, Cucurbitaceae. Gene Ontology annotation, molecular function: hydrolase activity, acting on ester bonds. The transcript has 5 exons. The record is from RefSeq and is a predicted model, not a curated record. Bases 164 to 1261 code for a protein of 365 amino acids.